Messenger RNA from Spirometra erinaceieuropaei, 1794 nucleotides. NCBI's taxonomy places the organism in Eukaryota, Metazoa, Platyhelminthes, Cestoda, Diphyllobothriidea, Diphyllobothriidae. The record is from the annotation of a GenBank genome assembly.
AUGCACUUCAAAUCGCGCGUAUCCAUAACCACCGUGCACGAACUCCUCUUCGCCGACGACUGCGCCCUGAACACCACCUCGGAAGAGGAGAUGCAGCGGAGCAUGGACCUGUUCUCCGCCGCCUGCGAGAACUUCGGUCUGGUCAUUAACACGCAGAAGACGGUGGUGAUGCACCAACCGCCACCCAACUCAGCCACAGCCCCCAACGCGCCGCCGCAAAUCAACGUGAACGCAACUCAAAUGCAAGUGGUGGAGAACUUCCCGUACCAGGGCAGUACUCUCUCCCGCAACACCAAGAUCGACGACGAAGUCGCCAACAGGAUCUCGAAAGCCAGUCAAGCCUUCGGUCGUCUCCAAAGCACAGUUUGGAAUCGUCAUGGUCUCCAACUGAGCACGAAGCUGAAGAUGUACAAGGCCGUCAUCCUGCCGACGCUACUUUACGGAGCGGAGACUUGGACGGUGUACGCAAAGCAGGCACGUCGUCUGAACCACUUCCACCUCAGUUGUCUACGUCGAAUCCUGAGGCUGAACUGGCGGGAUCGAAUCCCCGACACUGAUGUGCUGGAACGGACGGGAAUCCUCAGCAUCUACGCCAUACUAAGGCAAAUGCAGCUGCGCUGGAGCGGCCGCCUAGUGCGCAUGGACGACGAGCGACUACCCAAACGACUCUUCUACGGAGACGUCGCGACGGGUUCUCGCCGUCAAGGAGGCCAGAUUCGCCGUUACAAGGAUACCCUGAAGUCCUCCCUGAAAUGCCUGCAAAUCAACCCCACCAACUGGGAGGAGCUCGCACUCGAUCGACCGACCUGGAGGAGAACAGUGAAGACAGGCGCUGCGAUCUACGAAGCCAACCGCAUCGCUGCCGCCAAAGCGAAACGUGAAGCCCGCAAAUCACAACUUCGCCCAGUAAGCAACGCCGCGGCACAACCGCUUCCAACGUGUCCUCGAUGUCAACGGACAUUCCGGGCUCGAAUCGGACUUGUUGGACAUCUUCGGAUUAACUGCGCCUCUCGAACUGCACCAACCAUCGUCCCCCCGCCUGCCUCUUCCUCCUCCUCUCCGCCGCCAACUAACCCUGACAAUUCUUCUGACCCACCACUUCCAUCAUCCUCCUCCUCCUCCUCCUCGCCCACUGCUCCAACGGCGGCCGCUCAGGCGACUGUCCCACGCACAGCAACCGACACUACCACCACCUCCCUCGACUCCAGGGAUGAGGAUCAGGACUAUACCUGCCUUCACUACGACCGUACCUUCACCUCACACAUCGGCGUGGUCGGUCACUUGCGAAUCCAUCGCACAGAGCCUGGCGAACCAGUGCAUGAAGCACCAACCUACACCCACCGCACUCGCCUCCACUGCCCACACUGCCCUCGCACCUUCAGGCAUCGCAUGGGCCUUUUCGGCCACAUGCGCAUCCACGAGAGCGGCCUUGACCGCACUCCCGACACACCCACUACAUCCAACACAUCCACCGUGCACACCCCCACUCUCGUUCCAUCCGUCCGCGCCACCACCACCACCACCACCACCACCACCACCACCACCACCACCGCCUCCUCUGUAGCUGACACUGACACCGCCGACUUCUCAUGCCCACACUGUCCACGCACAUUCACCUCACGCGUCGGCCUGGUCGGUCACUUGCGAAUCCAUCGCACAGAGACUGGCGAACCAGUGCCUGGAGCACCCACCUAUACCCACCAAGCUCGGCUCAACUGCCCACACUGUCCUCGCACUUUCAGGCAUCGCAUGAGCCUAUUCGGCCACAUGCGCAUCCACGACGACCUGCGGUAG